Spodoptera exigua (beet armyworm) is the source of this 4963-nucleotide messenger RNA. The record is from the annotation of a GenBank genome assembly. Lineage: Eukaryota; Metazoa; Arthropoda; Insecta; Lepidoptera; Noctuidae.
AAAUUAAUUACUUAUCUGUGGAUUUUGUAUUUUCAUCCGUAAAAGCGCGUCUUGCUGAAAACGAAUAUAAUUAUUGUAACUACUAAUAAAGAUUUUGAGUCUAACGAUGGCAGACAAAUUACCCCUAGGUAGACUAGCUAUGAAAAACCCUGCAACAUCCCAUCUUCGUAUUUUCGUCGGUGGUUUACAAGACGGUGUUUCUAUGGACGAGUUGUACAACCAUUUCAUACAAUAUGGUGAAAUUCAUGGCAUUGUUAUCAAUAGGAACUUUGGAUUUGUUCAGUUUGCUGAAGAAUCAAGUGCCCAGGAGGCUAUCCUCAAAGCAAAUGGAACUGUUUUCCAGGGGAGGACUCUUAGUGUGAAAACUGCACAAACAAACACUAAUGCUAUGGACAAGAGGCAUAUUGAAUCGGCAGCAUCUGAUAUGCCUCCAGCAGUGGCUCAUCAUAAUGAUAAACCCCCCUUAAUGGGCGCUGAUGAUGGCAAUGAAGAGUUAUAUGAUAAUUUCGGGAAUUAUAUUGGAGAUCAGAGUUAUAGAGAUGAGGAAUAUGAUGAUGGUUACCCGGGUAAACCUGGUUGGGAGGGGCGAGGAGGAAUGCGUGGCCGAGGUGGCCCAAGAGGACGUGGACGUGGCCGCGGCCGUGGAGCUCCCCCCGGCUUUAGGGAUCGCUCGCCGAUCUCAGGUAGAGCUGGUGAAUGGAAAGAUCGCAGUAGUUACGAUCGCUAUCAACAAAUGUCAGAUUAUCCUAGAGCGGUACCUGUCACGGAGAGAAAUGAUUGUGAAAUCAUCGUCGUCUCAAAAUCUCUUACCGAAUAUGCAGAAUACAUUGAAGGUCGCCUCAAAAGGCUAGGGAUUGUGGUUGAUCUUCUGUUUCCCAUGGAAGAUGUUCCGAUUGGCAAAGUGCUGGGCAACAUUGCGUCCCGCGGCUGUCUGUACGCAAUAUUAGUAAUGCCACAAAAUCAAGAAAAUAGGUCCUUAACACUUACAAUACUUCAUGGACUACCUCAAGAACAUCGAAAUAUGCCACUGGAGGAUUCCCUUCAGCUUUUAUCCCGCAACUUUCAAGAAGUGCAGAGAGGUGGUCCCUCUGGUAGGGAAGCAGUGUACGCGUUACUCGGCCAACUCGCUGACGGACGCACCCUAACGGUCUUGCAGUACGAUAAAGUCAUAGAAUACCUACAGGAACGCAGAGAACAGCAAGUAAAAAUAGAGCUUGGGGAGCCAUUGAAUCCGGCUCCUGCUAACAAAACACAAGUAGAUCUCCAACAGAGAAUUCUUAGUAUACUGAAUGAAAAGAAAGUAAUACCACCGGCACCGGUGGAACAACCGCCGCCCGCGGCCCCAACUCCGCCAGCCCCCGCACCACCUACCCCACAGAAUAAACUGCUAAGUGAUCCCACUGUUAGAAAAGCACUAGAUUCAAUAUUACAAAAGUUUACAUAAACAUUGUGACUCUGAUUGUGCUUCAAGAAUCUAUACUGUGCUGUUUCUGACUAGCUCGUGACUUUAUAUAUAGUUCAGGAAAAUGUGUGUAAUUAAGAAGAUUUAUAAACCGAAAAAGAUACUUCCAGUAUAAUGUUACUUCAACAAAAAUAUGAUUUUUUACUCUGUUAGAAAAUAGAGUUAAAUGUAAAGCGAAACAAUAUGUCAACGCUGCAAAGAGGCUAAGGCCAAUACAGACAAGAAAGCAUUUAUUUUUCUUCAGUGGGUUUAUGUAACUUUAUCAAACUUAUAAAAAAUAUUUUGUAUUGCAUUUGUACAUGCACAUGCAAGUUGCGCGAAAUUCAGCUUACCUCAGUAGAUGCAAUUGACAUAAUGUAUUUUUUAGCAUUUACUGACAAUAAAACUCGACCAUAAGUUACAUCAGUUUUAUUUAUUAAAUUCAUACAUUAGGUGGUCUAAACAAGAUUGUCCACAUUGCUAGCAGUUCAUUGGUGAUGUCAAAUGACAAUGGUGCUAUAAAGUUAAUGUUUUAUUAUGUACAUACACACGAAACAGUUUCCAUUGAUGCUAAGAAAUAAGAUCCAGGAUUACUGAAGCAGGAGCUGAUUACAAAAAUUUUGAUUGGUUCAGUAAAACAGGGUGAAUAGAUAAAAGGAAAAUUCGCCAAUCACCACCCUUCACCCCGUUUUACGAUUCUCAUUUUCAAUGCUUUUCUAUGACCCCAGCCUAACUAACAUCCAAAGCUAUCUGUCAUACAAAAUAAAACCUUCAUGCAAGGUCUUUAAAUAUUGUUUACAUGAUUUUUAAAUUGUUUAGGUACAUCCGUUAGUUGUUCACUAGGUACAACACAGAAAGGCAUGAUUUUAUAUACAAAUAUGAGGACAACAAUUAGUAGAUUUAGAUUUCAGGAAUUCAUAAUUAUGGCAUUGUAAGAAUUUGCAACUUCAAUUAUUUAAUGGCUCUAUAUUAUAUGAUUAUUAUUUAUACCAUCCCAUUGAGAUCAAGGCUCUGAGUCUUAUUUAACUUUCAAAAGCAUCAUCUUUUUAAAAAUUAUAUUCUUUCAUCUUUCUAAAAGUUAUAAGCUAUACAAGAUAUAUAAUAAACUAGGAUAACAUUACGAAUAUCCACAUCUUACUCUAUAUAAACAUAUCCACAUACGCCCUUAUUACUAUAGCGACUAAAUGCCACCACACACCCAUCAAACCCCAUAAAGCUUUGUUGGAAGAAUUUGGUGUCAGUAAGAGCUCGACGGGUGAGAGCGAUAUUUACAUGGGAUCAGUCAGGUAUUGACUGCAUUGCCAACCACAACAGUGCAGGCUAUUCUGCAAUCCUUUAAAUCCUUUUAAGUCGUCAUACCAAUUAGGUUGACCUCUCUGGUGGGUCUUCUUGUUUAGAUGGAUCAAAGCCUUCUUUUAUGUGUCCUCCCGUGCCUUUGGGAUCUAAGUCUGUAGCCCAGCUAAAGUGCAUCAAUGCUAAAUGGGAAUUGCCUAACUUAUUAUGAACUUUUCCAAGUAAAUAAUAUACUAAUGAUUCUCUUGGCGCAAUAUCUUUCAAAUGGUGCAGAUCUGCUAAAGCUUCUUCUGGUUUACCAGCCCGUAAUAAAACAGAAGCUCUGUGGAAACGACAUAAAGGAUUCUCUGUGUCUAAAGCAACAGCCCUUUCUAAAGUAGCAAGAGCUCUGUCCAUUUUGCCCAGAGCUGCUUGUGCUAAUCCUAAUUGGCACCUCAAGACUCCUGAAUGAGGAUGUAUUGUUAAAGCUCGUCGAAUGUGCACUUCAGAAGGCUUCCACCGUUCUUGUCGCGCAUAUACUGUAGCAAUCCCAAACCACGCAACGUAAUUACGUGGGUCAAUUGCUACUGCUGCUCUGAAGCUAGAAAGAGCCUUGUCUGUCUCCUCAGCAACUGCAUACUCGUGUCCUAACAAAGCAUGAGCAUAAGCUGCUUCAGGAUUUAGUUGAACAGCUCGUUUGAAGAAUUUUAAUGCAGUUUCUCUUUCUUUAUGAAGAGAAAAGCAAUUACCAGCAGCAAGCCAAGCUAUUGGGUCUUUCCUAUCCAAUUCUACUAGUUCUUGAGAUAAUGCUGAUAAUUGUGCUUCCCGUUGCAAAUGCCAUAAACAGGUACUAUAAAUAUCCAUCCCCUCUGUACGAUUUGGAUAUUGUUUUCUAAUUUCAGCAAAAAUUUUUGCAGCUGCCUCAUAUUGAGCCAGUUCAUAAUGGGCUUUUGCUAUCAUAGUCUGAACCCAGGGAGAUGCUAGCUGUUUUGGUGAUGUUUCUUGGAAUAAUUUAAUUGCAGUUUUGCAGUCUAAGAAUGCCAGUGACUUGUAGGCUUCUCCCAAAUCUCGCAUUAAAUUUAACAAUGCAACACCGUUGGAAUUCUUUGGUGGUAUUGUUGGUGUAACUGUCUCUACACUUUUAUUAUUCCUUUCAUUAGCUUCUACUGUAUUACUUUUGAUAUUUUUGGCUGUACGCUGCUUAUUUUUUCUUGAAGGACUUUUAGGAGCUACAAAUUUUCUACUUGGUGAUUUAUUAUUUUCUUUUACUGAGUAACUGCUGUUAUUAUUACUAAAUAAUCUAGAUGACCGCCGUGGAGCUGGUCCGAGAGUACAUCUAGGGGCUGGACUGAAUACUGCAUCUUUUAACUGUCCCAUUUGUGCUCGUAAUGAGUUUACUAUCUUAGGUAUGGCUUUCUGCUCAUUUGAGUCUGUUAGAGUUGGUGUAUAUAAUACAGGAGAUUCUUCCAUCGGUAGCAUUCCAAAAGAAGGGGAAAAGGGAAUGGGUGCCAUGCCACUGAACACACUAUGCAUUCUCUUUACAGGAGCUUGAGUCUCAGGUGUGAUACUAGUGGACAUUGUCAUAGGGGUUCUUGUAGCCACAUUGUUAGGUGUGACAUUGGUAUUCAUAGCAGUAUUAUUAGGAAUGUUGUUACUAUUAACAAAUGAAAUGUUUUCUGAAUUGCUGACUAGAUUCACUAAUGUAGUUACACCAAAUGUAAAGUCAGUAUUGUUCAUUUGGAAUACUUGGUGAGGGUCAACUUUCUCACCCAUAUUACACAGCUGUGCAAAUGAUUUCCACAUAAAUGGGUUCAAUGAAAGUGCUUUUCUAUGAGCUUCUACUGCUUUGCUUCUUCUUUCAGUGAGAUUGUAUAUUUUGCCCAGAAGUUGUAAUGCAUAUGGUGCUUGUUCGCCAAAUUCAGAUGCAACAAUAUCUAAAUUAUUUCCAAGCGUAAGUUCAGCAUCCUUAAAUCUGAAAUAACAAAUUACUGAAUGUAGUAAGAACAUUAUUGCAAAUUGAAUUGUUUUAUAUUUUAAACUUUUACUUACGAUUUUAACUCCAAGAAACAUUUAGCUAAUAGGAAUCUGGCUUGUGGUAAUGUCAAUGACAUGUUUUGCAACAAGUAUUGAGCCUCAUUUAUUUUUCCAGCUCUAUAAUAACAAGUCCCCAAUAAAAAAGCAGUUUCCUCCGAUGCAACUGAAACAGAAAUUUCAACGUUGAUGAUAAGACACGGUAUGUAAGUGCAUAAU